GCAGAGCUGAAGCCGAUACUGAAGGAGAUGAUGAAGGAGAUCGACCUUAACCAGGACGGGACGGUCACACUUGAGGAGUGGAUUAGAGGAGGCCUCACCACCGUCCCUUUACUGGUCCUGCUGGGCAUGGACGCGAACGUGCAGGAGGACGGGCAGCAUGUUUGGCAUCUGAAGCACUUCAACAAACCAGCCUUCUGUAACUACUGCCACGCCAUGCUGCUGGGCGUCCGCAAGCAGGGCCUCUGCUGCUCCACAUGCAAGUACACGGUACACGAACGCUGCGUGUCCAAAAACAUCGCCGCCUGCAUCAGCACCUACGCCAAGUCCCGCAAGCACACCAGUGUCAUGCAGCAUGUUUGGAUAGAGGGGAACUCUCCGUCGAAGUGCGAGCGCUGUUUGAGGAACAUCAAGGGCUACCAGACCCUGACGGGCCUGCACUGUGUCUGGUGUCAGGCCACGUACCAUAACAAGUGUGCGUCUUCUAUGAAGCCUGAGUGUGACGGAGGGGCCCUGAAGGACCACAUCCUGCUGCCAUCAUACAUCUGUCCGGCGGUGCUGGAUCGUCAUUCCACAGCGAAGCGCGGGGAGAGUGAGUCCACUCCCAACAMCAGCCCUGACGACGCCAGCAAGACAUUUAAGUUCCCUCCUGUAGACAGACAGACACUACAGAUCACCCCUCUCCAAGGAACACACCCCCUCCUGGUCCUGGUCAACCCUAAGAGUGGAGGGAGGCAGGGGGAGCGUGUCUUCAGAAAGUUCAGGUACCUGCUAAACCCUCGACAGGUGUACACGCUGGAGCACGGAGGCCCCAUGAACGGGCUCAACUUUUUCCAUGAUGUCCCAGAUUUCCGGGUGCUGGCCUGCGGAGGUGACGGUACAGUGGGCUGGAUCCUCGACUGCAUCGAUAAAGCUAAAUUUACCAGAUACCCUCCAGUGGCCAUCCUCCCUCUGGGCACAGGAAAUGACCUGGCACGAUGUUUACACUGGGGAGGAGGAUAUGAAGGCGGCAACCUGAUGACAAUCAUGAAGAACAUUGAACACAGCACCAAGGUGGUACUGGACCGCUGGAACAUCAACAUCGUUCCUCACGACAAGGAGGAGAAGGGCGACCCCGUCCCUUACAGCAUCGUCAACAACUACUUCUCUGUGGGAGUGGAUGCCUCCAUCGCCCACCGCUUUCAUAUGAUGAGAGAAAAACACCCUGAGAAGUUCAACAGCAGAAUGAAGAACAAGCUGUGGUACUUUGAGUUUGGCACCACUGAGACCAUAUCCGCCACCUGCAAGAAACUCAACGAAUGCAUAGAGUUGGAGUGUGACGGGAUCAUCCUGGACCUCAGCAAUACAUCCUUAGAGGGCAUCGCUAUUCUGAACAUUCCCAGCAUGCACGGCGGCUCCAACCUGUGGGGCGAGACGAAGAAGAGGAGGACCUACAACCGAAUGAGCAAGAAGGUUGCGGACAGGACGCCUGGCAGCACCGUCACAGACUCUAAAGAGCUAAAGUUCUGCGUGCAGGACUUCAGCGAUCAGCUCUUGGAGGUGGUGGGCCUGGAGGGGGCAAUAGAAAUGGGGCAGAUCUACACUGGGCUGAAGAGCGCGGGACGCAGACUGGCUCAGUGCGCCAACGUCACCAUCAGGACUUCUCGGCGGCUGCCCAUGCAGAUCGAUGGGGAGCCCUGGAUGCAGCCUCCCUGCACGGUCAUCAUCACGCACAAAAACCAGGUCCCCAUGUUGAUGGGCCCUCCUCAGAAGACCACCUUCUUCACCUUCAAGAAACGCAACUUCAGCCGCGACGUGGAGGAUGGGUCCGAACAGAAAAAGGAGGGUGCGAACAAAAAGCCUGCAGGUUAGGCCAGUGGGCAGGCAACAUAGACGUCCGCGCGAAGGCCGACUGGAUGAUUCUCCCGUGCAUGUCACGACUCAUAUCUGUUUCUGUCCAUUGUAGCAAUCAAUUGCCUUAACAAAUAAACUGACCCACUCUGUGCUAAUGGUCUUUCACAGUCACGUUGAUCCGAACAAAUGACGAGUAGAUGAGGAUACCUCAUUUGAUAUCAAAUGAGGUAUGGGUACCUGCAUGGUUCGUUGUGUGGCAUGCUAGCCCUUGUUUAGCGGACGAGGCUGUUCACCAGUGUGAUGUAAUCUGCUCUCAUUAAACCGACUAAAGAAUCAAA
Molecule: messenger RNA, 2168 nt
Organism: Poecilia reticulata (guppy)
Lineage: Eukaryota; Metazoa; Chordata; Actinopteri; Cyprinodontiformes; Poeciliidae
Source: RefSeq, a predicted model, not a curated record